This is a messenger RNA of Acaulospora morrowiae, 1101 nucleotides long. The record is from the annotation of a GenBank genome assembly. NCBI's taxonomy places the organism in Eukaryota, Fungi, Glomeromycota, Glomeromycetes, Diversisporales, Acaulosporaceae.
AUGACUGAUUUCCCUCCACUCAAAAAUGAUCUGAUUAUUCGUGCGGCACUCGGUGAAAAAACCGAGCGCGCACCAGUGUGGGUCAUGAGGCAAGCCGGAAGGUAUUUGCCUGAAUUCCGUGAAGAGCGACGUAAACACGAUUUCUUCACAAUCUGCCGGACACCGGAACUUGCGACCUUGGUUACCCUCCAACCAAUCGAUCGAUAUGAUGGAUUACUUGAUGCUGCUAUAAUUUUUUCUGAUAUUCUUGUAAUACCACAAGCUCUAGGUUUGGUGGUAGAGAUGGUACCCGAAAAAGGACCCGUUUUACCGAACCCUCUGGUAGUUCCGGAGGAUAUCGACACGAAAUUACAGAAGAAUGUUGAUGUAUAUCAGGAAUUAGGCUACGUUUUCAAAGCCAUCACCAUGACACGAAAGGCAUUAAAUGGUCGCGUGCCAUUGUUAGGAUUCAUUGGAGCACCUUGGACUUUGAUGGCCUAUAUGAUUGAAGGGGGAGGCAGCAAUACAUUGUCAAAGGCUAAAACUUGGCUGUUUAGGUAUCCCGAAGCAGCUAAAAGGUUGCUACAAAAAAUUACUGAUGUGGCUGUGGAUUUUUUAAUCGGUCAAAUCAUAGCUGGCGCGCAGAUGGUUCAAGUAUUUGAAUCAUGGGGUGGAGAGCUGUCUCCUCAUGACUUUACCACUUUUUCGUUACCGUAUGUUGCACAAAUUGCCGAGCGCGUCAAAGCAAAACUCAAACUCGACGGAAUAACCCCUGUUCCGAUGACAAUAUUUUGUAAAGGAUCUUGGUACGCGCUUGAAUCUUUAUCGAGCAUAGGAUAUGAUACUGUUUCAUUGGAUUGGACUGUUGAUCCCGUUUACGCAAAAUCAAUCACCAAGGGUAGGGUGACACUUCAAGGAAAUAUGGAUCCUAGUGUAUUAUAUGGAGAUCACGAUACAAUUAGGGCAACGGUCAGAAAGAUGUUGGAAACAUUUGGAACAAGCGAGAGAUACAUUGUGAAUCUCGGUCAUGGCAUUUUACCCACGGUUGAUCCGGAGAACAUGAAAGUAUUUUUAGAAACAGUUCACAGCGUUGGGCUGCAGUUAAACGGUGCCAUUGCAUAA